Messenger RNA from Aspergillus mulundensis, 1449 nucleotides. Its product is annotated as putative cyclin-dependent protein kinase complex component. The transcript is spliced from 2 exons. The record is from RefSeq and is a predicted model, not a curated record. Gene Ontology annotation, biological process: regulation of cyclin-dependent protein serine/threonine kinase activity. Gene Ontology annotation, molecular function: cyclin-dependent protein serine/threonine kinase regulator activity; protein kinase binding. Gene Ontology annotation, cellular component: cyclin-dependent protein kinase holoenzyme complex; nucleus. NCBI's taxonomy places the organism in Eukaryota, Fungi, Ascomycota, Eurotiomycetes, Eurotiales, Aspergillaceae. The coding region runs from base 1 to 1449 and encodes 482 amino acids.
AUGCUGGGAACUGCCGUCCCUUCGGAACCUGUCUAUCGACCUUCUUCACGUCAACCCGCUCAGCCGUCAUCGAAUCUUGACACCGGCUCUAUAUCUACCUCGUCCAAUAACACCCCCACCUUGCCAGCCCCGCCAUCGGCAUCUGCCGCAGGUUCAGCCCGAUUUUCAUCCCAAGAUGUUCCGGCCUACAUCAGGGAAUCAUCUCAUACCAGUUCGCAAUCCUCGGAAUCUUCAACAGUCACGCCCGGGCCGACCCCUAUACCUGUACAACAGCAGUCUGGAUCAAUGAACCCGCCAUCUGGCGUGCAUACUGGUUAUGGCGGGCAACCGGGCACUGGCUCUGCAGGCCGGCAUACGGCGAGUCAUUCUUCCCCAGCGUCUCCGCGGCUGAGACCGACCUUACAGUCUCUUCGGUCACUGGGAGGCUCAGAAGCUAGUUCUCCCAGCCGCAUCAAGAUCCGUGACCUGUCUCACAUUCAGAGCUUCGCUAGCGAAGAGUUUCUAGCUCAGCCACAGAGGAGCCGGGCACCCGGAACUUGGGCUCAAGAGCGCCAGUUCGAAAUCAGUUCCAUGCCGGUCACGGACAUCAUCGAAAUGGUCGCAGGCCUCCUAACCAAGAUCACUAGCACCAACGAUUCACAUCAUGAGCAGGUUCAUCGACAAAUGCCCCCUGUCGAUGGGUCAAGUAACCUGACCCAACAAGCGCACAGCGUGCUUGCAUUCCAUGGCAAAAACGUCCCGAGCAUAAGUAUACUGAGCUAUUUGACCAGGAUCCACAAGUACUGUCCUACGACCUAUGAAGUUUUUCUCAGUUUACUAGUGUAUUUCGACCGCAUGACCGAGAUGGUCAAUAAAGGUCAAUUAGACCGUCUACGCGGUCGCUACAGUCGUACAGACGCCCUGCAGUCUGACGGCACAAUCAGACCCAGAUCUUCUGAAUCAUCCGCCGCGCAGCGGGCUCAUACUUCACCCAUGGUAACCCCGCCGCCGUCCGCUGGUAUAUCAGCUCAAGACCCGGCGUCGUCAUCACCUAUCUCUCCAGCCAUGAAUCCGCAAGGAGAUGACCAUCUCUCUCACUUUUUUGUCGUGGAUAGCUUCAACAUUCAUCGGCUAGUCAUUGCGGGCGUAACCUGCGCUAGUAAAUUCUUCUCUGAUGUAUUCUAUACCAACUCUCGAUACGCAAAGGUCGGAGGUCUCCCUCUAGCUGAGCUAAACCACCUCGAACUCCAGUUUCUCCUCCUCAACGACUUCCGCCUCUCAAUUCCGGUCGAGGAACUUGAAGCAUACGGAACCAUGCUGGUGGAGUUCUAUGCCAGGGAAAUUGUAGCCCAGCAGCAACAUCAACCGCAACCCCAAGCAGGGUUUAUGACACGAGGAUCGGGAUCGGACGAGAUGUACAUGCGCUCCCGCGCGCAUCCUGAAGUCCGCCAAACUAGCACGCCGCCUUGA